GCUCAGCGUGGAAGACGCGUGAAAUCAGCUGUUUGGUGUCCUUUACCUCCAGCUGACGUCGCUACCCCCUACCCCCCACCCUCUACCCCCCUACCCCCCUACCGAGGCGGCUCUCUGCCCGUCCGGUGGGUUCCGGUUCCGACUGUAAGAUCACAAGUAUCGAUCCUGAGAGCGGAGACGCUCGAGUCCCGCUGAAGCAGCGUUCAGGACCAGGAACACAGCGAUCCCGGUCCGUCCUUCUUCUGACGGCCUGGUUCCCCGAGACCCCCGGUACCGGCUCAGAGGAGAAGGAGCAGAGGAUGAGAUGAAUUCAGUGAAAGUGGAAACAGACCAAAGUGAAGAGGAGGAGGAGGAGGCGGCAGCGAAGGAGGCGUGUCCUCAGGGUGCUGCUGAAGGAGCAGCAGUACUGAAGCGGAGCGGCCGUCGGUCCAGUCGGCGUCACAGCUGUUUGGAAUGCGGCCGGGUGUUCUCGCGGCCGUCCCGGCUGGCCGACCACGUGAGCGCUCACUCUGGCGUGAAGCCGUACGGCUGCUCCGUGUGCGGCAAGCGCUUCACCAAGAAGGCCAACGUGGCGACGCACCAGCGGGUCCACACCGGCGAGAAGCCGUACGGCUGCCAGGACUGCGGAGCGAGCUACGCCCAGCCGAGCUGCCUGCGCAGGCACCGGCUCCGGCACGCCGCCGAGAAGCCGCACGUCUGCUCGGCUUGCGGCCGCGGCUUCUUCCAGCGGCGCCACCUGGUCCAGCAUGAGCGGACGCACACCGGGGAGAGGCCCUUCCGCUGCCCGCUGUGCCCUAAGAGCUUCGCCUCUAGGACGGGCUGCGCCGGCCACCAGAAGACCCACGCGGAGGGGAACCUGCACCGCUGCUCCUUCUGCCACAAGGUUUUCUCCACCACGUCCUCCUUCCGGGACCACGAGAGGCUCCACACGGGACAGAAGCCCCACCGCUGCUCGCUCUGCACCAAGAGCUUCAACCGGCCCGGCCUGCUCAGGAAGCACCUGCAGGUCCACGCAGAGGGCAGCAGGCAGCGGGCAGCUGCCCAAAACGACGGCUUCUGGUCUCUGCAGAACCUGGUCUCUGAGCAGAACCAGGAGACACUCAGAUCCACUACGGAGGACCCGGUGAGACACGAGGAGGAGGAGGACCUUUCUACCAGACCUCUACCUGGUGACCACGGUGACCAGGACGUCUCUCUACCUGGUAACCACGGUGACCAGGACGUCUCUCUACCUGGUGACCACGGUGACCAGGACGUCUCUCUGAAGACGGAGGACGUCAGCGGUUUAAUAAACUCUGAUGGAGAGGAAGAGGACUGGAGACCUCUGAGCGAACAAGAUGGCGGCUCAGAGGUGGAGGCCGACAGCAGCAGCGAUGGGAAAAGAAACCACUGCUGUCCUGUUUGUGGUCGAGACUGCUUCAAGGCGUCGGCGCUGAAGAAGCACCUGAGGAUCCACUCCGGCGAGCGUCCGUUCCAGUGCCCCACCUGCAAGAAGAGCUUCACCCAGCAGGUCCACAUGACGGAGCACCGGAGGAUCCACACCGGGGAGAAACCCUACACCUGCAGCGACUGCAACAAGAGCUUUACCUUCUCCAGCGCCCUCCGCCGGCACCAGCGGGUCCACACCGACGCCCGGCCCUUCCAGUGCUCCGCUUGCCUCAAGACCUUCAAGCAGCAGAGCUCCCUGAAGAGCCACCAGCGGACGCACUCGGGUGUUCGGUUCCCGUGUCUGCUGUGCAGCAAGAGCUUCAGCCGCGCCCUGGAGCUCAGCUACCACGUGGACAUGCACUCGGACACGCAGCCCUACUACUGCUGCCUGUGCCAGAAGAACCUGAGCGGGGCCCGUAUCUUCAGCAAGCACAUGAAGAAGCACCAGGCGGGUUCCUCAGACACGGAGAACCCAGAGGUUUGAAUCAAGUAUAGAACCAAGGCGAGGAGAGAACCAACAGGCGGAGAGAACCAAGGCGAGGAGAGAGGCAGAGCUGCUAUCAGGGUGUUGUUAGCCUAGCUUAGCAUAAAGAAUGGAAGCGUAGGGAAAUGCUAGCGUGUUGCAUCUUGAAACCUGAACUCAUGAGAGAACAUUUGAGAGUGAACACCACUUCCUGUCCACAUGAAGGUGCCCAGGACACUUGGAGGUGUUAUUUAUUCAUAGUAGAAAUCACUGAGACGGUCUUUGUGUUCAAUAAAGUGACGGAGACAAUAAA
Messenger RNA from Cyclopterus lumpus (lumpfish), 2204 nucleotides. RefSeq names its product zinc finger protein 420-like. Lineage: Eukaryota; Metazoa; Chordata; Actinopteri; Perciformes; Cyclopteridae. Bases 305 to 1912 code for a protein of 535 amino acids. The transcript has 6 exons. The record is from RefSeq and is a predicted model, not a curated record. Gene Ontology annotation, molecular function: RNA polymerase II cis-regulatory region sequence-specific DNA binding; DNA-binding transcription factor activity. Gene Ontology annotation, biological process: regulation of transcription by RNA polymerase II.